CGUUAUAAAUAUAUAUAAAACCCAAAAGACCAAACCCCCCAUUUCCCAAACCGCUAUAUUUUUUUUCCCUUCUAAGUUUCCUACCUCAUCAGCUCAAACUCAAAAGCUUCCAAAGUUUUCAAACCACACAUGCUCUUCGGACCAUAUCAUGGCGGUCACACCCCGAGAUGAUUCCGAUUACGACAGCAGCUGUUCAUCGUCGAUAACAAUACCGGAUUCAACCCGGAGCUGGAUGAGCAACCUCAGCAGCCUCGGCAGCCGUCGCCGGAGCUCCGUCUCCCUUUGCUCCUCCACCGACACCGGCUACUUCGCCAAUGGCCACAAGCCGCACAAGGCGAACCAAGCCGCUUGGGAAGCCAUGAAGCGGCUCAGGUGCGAGAAGGGCCAAGUCGGGCUGGACCAUUUCCGGCUCCUCCGCCGGCUCGGCAGCGGCGACAUCGGGAAUGUUUAUCUCUGCCAGAUAAGGAACCCGAUGGUCGGCUUGCAGCCGUGCUUUUACGCCAUGAAAGUCGUGGACAGAGAAGCGCUAGCCAUAAGGAAGAAGCUAAUGAGAGCUGACAUGGAGAAAGUCAUUUUAGCCAUGCUUGACCAUCCUUUCUUGCCAACGUUGUACGCUGACUUUGACGCUUCUCAUUACUCUUGUUUAGUUAUGGAGUUUUGUCCCGGCGGCGAUUUGCAUGCUUCCCGGCAACGCCAGCCGGGGAAACGAUUCAGCAUUUCUUCAGCCAAGUUUUACGGUGCGGAAACACUGUUAGCAUUAGAGUAUCUUCACAUGUUGGGAAUCGUUUAUAGAGAUCUAAAGCCAGAAAAUGUGUUGGUGAGAGAAGACGGACACAUAAUGCUAUCAGAUUUCGAUCUUUCACUCAAAUCCGAUGUCGUACCAAAGGUGAUAAAAUCCAAGGUUUGCCCCGAAUCUUUGGUCGGUAAAAAUGGCACAAUGACAAAAUGCUCGACCCCAUCUUGCGCGUUGCCCAUACAGCCUGUUCUUUCCUGUUUCUCAACAUCCAACAAGAAAAAAGUUGGCCACAGGAAAACUCGUCCAGUUCCAUUACAACAAGACGACGAAGAAGGAGGAGGAAAAGAUCAAGACCUUGAAAGCAACAAGUCGGGUUCGGGUUACGCCCACCAAUACCAACAAGAGUACAACACCGAGUUGGUGGCGGAGCCCAUCAACGCCCGAUCCAGAUCAUUCGUGGGCACCCACGAGUAUUUGGCUCCGGAAGUGAUAUCGGGUCAGGGGCAUGGCAGUGCUGUAGAUUGGUGGACUUUUGGGGUGUUUUUGUACGAGCUUUUGUAUGGAAGGACCCCUUUCAAAGGGGAGAAUAAUGAGAAGACACUGUUCAAUAUUCUCAAACAGCCCCUGAGUUUUCCGAGAAUUUCCGUGAGUACCACCAAAGAGUAUGAAGAAUUGCUCAAAGCCCAAGAUUUGAUUUGCAAAUUAUUGGUGAAGAACCCCAAGAAGAGGAUUGGAAGUUCAAUGGGGUCAGCUGAAAUCAAGAGGCAUGAGUUCUUUAAUGGUGUUAACUGGGCUCUGAUCAGGUCGGUCCGGCCGCCGGAAGUGCCUAAAGAUCAUCUUCACCAAAAGAUUAGGAAUAACAGAGUUGUGAAUAUUCCUAAAUUGAGCAAGAAGGAUAGAGAUGCACCUUAUCAAAUUCCUGAUCAUCAUUUUGAUUACUUUUGAGGGUUUUUUUUUUUUUUUUCAUUUUUUGGUUCUGUAAAUAAUUGAUUUUUGAAGGUAAGUUUUGCAAGUUAAUUAGUACUAGUAGUAGUAGUAGUAGUUCUGAUCAUGUAUCCUUAUCGACAACAAAUAGCUAUAUAUUUAUAAGCUAUUUGUCUGUUAAUUAGUUAUACAUUCUUAAGUUUUUUCUCAGCUAACAAAUCAUGUUAAUGAGUUAGUGACAGAUUUGUAUUUUGAUUAGUGGAAGCAGCUUAUAUGAUGUAUGUACUAAUCAGUAAUAGUAAUAUAUCUUUCUCCUUC
Molecule: messenger RNA, 1978 nt
Organism: Oldenlandia corymbosa var. corymbosa
Lineage: Eukaryota; Viridiplantae; Streptophyta; Magnoliopsida; Gentianales; Rubiaceae
Source: the annotation of a GenBank genome assembly